This is a messenger RNA of Vanessa atalanta (red admiral), 1222 nucleotides long. RefSeq lists its product as uncharacterized. The record is from RefSeq and is a predicted model, not a curated record. NCBI's taxonomy places the organism in Eukaryota, Metazoa, Arthropoda, Insecta, Lepidoptera, Nymphalidae. The transcript is spliced from 4 exons. Gene Ontology annotation, molecular function: protein binding. Bases 94 to 759 code for a protein of 221 amino acids.
GAAGUUAAUUAGUUACUGGUUAUAAUUUUCACUUUUUUUUCAAACUAUCAUCUAUAUUUACUUCCUAAAAUAUUUUAAUUUUCUUUAUUAUUAAUGGAUAGACAUAAAGAGAAUUUGAAAAGUAAUAUUUUAAAUAACAAUGAAAGUGAAAUAAAAGAAUUAUUAGAAAAUGGAUUCGAUCCUAACUUUGAAAAUGGUUGGCCUGUAAGACUAGCAGCUCGGUGUGGACUUUUUUCCAUUGUUAAAUUAUUCAUUCAAUAUGGGGCUAAUCCACAUUCAUUAAACGAAGCUGGUGCAUCGACUUUGCAGCUUGCAGUUUUUUCUGGAUUACACUGGGACACCGAUGAGUGGACAUACUUAUUGUCGUGUUGUGACUCAUCUCAGCUGGCUGAUGGCGCUGCCGUUGCUAUUAUUUUUAACAAUAUAGCAGCUUUAAGGAAAAUUCUAUGCACUGGAAGAUGUAACACAAAUAUACCAACUACUUUGACAGGUAAAACAGUGGAGGAUUUAGCAAAAGGAUAUAAAAUGCAAUACAUUUUAAACUUUCCCGUAGUUCAGAAUAGCCUUCAAGUGUCAUCGCGACCAUCUCCUCGUAUGCCUAGAUCGGAUGUUAGAAAUUCAGAAAUUCGACAACAAGGCAAUAGAAAUUUGUCACCUUCGGUUGCGCGAUUCUUUGAUCUAACAGCCGGCCAGUCAGCUCUAAGUCCACCACAUAGCCCAUUAGGAUCGAUAUUUCCAUCGACAGCUCAACAACUGUGAUGUACUGCAUUUUAUAUUAAAAUUUAGACUUUUUAUCAUUUUAUAAAUUGACAUGUAUUGUACCUACCUCUUAUAUAAAUAGCAAAAUAAUUUUAAUUUAGUCGAUUAUGUACAAUUUAAACCAAAAUGCUAAAAGCGAUAAUUUGUAAAUGAUAUAGUAAUAUGUUAUGGAGCAAUAUGUAUGGCGUUAUUUAUUAUAUAAGAUUUGGUACUCUUGGCACAAUAUUUUUUUACUUAUGACGUACUUAUGCAUUUUAUUGUAAUAAUGAAUUUUUGUACAAUGACCCAAAACAUUUUUGAGAAAACGACUUAGAAUAAAUAUCUCUCAAAAUGAAGAACAUGUGUAACAAUAUAAUAUCCUAUUUUGUAAUGUAAUAUAUAAAUUAUAUGUUAACGUUGACUUCUUUCAUAAACAAUUAUUUUACAAUUAAUAAAAUCUUUUACCUUAUUAAUACAUAUUUCA